AUGGCUGUUCACGUAUGGGGACUUGUCGCAAUUAUUGUGUUCUACUUGCUUAUUUUCAUCCUUGGCAUCUGGGCGGCGAGGAAAAAUAAAAAGAAAGGGAAGGAAGCGACGAGUGAGGACAUCUUGCUAGCCGGGCGAAAUAUCGGGACGUAUCUUGGGAUAUUUACAUUGACAGCCACGUGGGUAGAUGGCGCUCUGAUCAGCGGCGUUGCCGAGGGUAUCUACACUUCCGGUUUGUCCUCGCUCAGCAUGCCGCUAGGGUACUGUAUGUCGACUAUUUUAGCUGCGUUCUUCUUUGUCAAAAAGAUGCGCGAAGGCAACAAUGUCACAAUGCUGGACCCCUUCGACCGGAAGUUUGGUAAAAUCAUGACAGGGUUCCUGUUCCUGCCGGCUCUCUCCGGGGACAUGUUCUGGUGUGCUGCAACCUUGUCGUCAUUAGGUACAACUCUAACGGUGGUGGUUGGGCUAGAUCACUGGAUUGCCAUCACGGUGUCGGCAGCCGUGGUCCUGAUAUACACGUUGUUUGGGGGACUCUACUCCGUCUCCUAUACCGACGUCAUGCAGAUGCUGUUCAUCUUUGUAGGCUUGUGGCUGGCCAUUCCCUUUGCUCUGUCCAACCCCUUGAUGACGUCACUAUCAGAGACGACAGAGAAGUGGGUAGGGACGCUUCCAAACCAUGAUAUCAGCACCUACAUAGACAUACUGCUACAACUGAUGUUUGGAGGAAUACCUUGGCAGGUUCUGUGGCAGCGGGCCCUAGCGAUGAAGUCAUCAAGGUUGGCGGAAGUGAUGCUUUACGCAGGCGCACUAGGAUUUGUAGUCUGCACAAUACCGCCUCUGCUCAUAGGGAUGGUGGCAGUGUCUGUUGAUUGGAACGCCACAGCGUACGACGGAGAACUCCCGUUUCCAGCAGAUGACCUAAAACUGAUUGCACCGCUUGUCUUGCAGUAUGUGUGCCCUUUUGUAGUUUCUCUAAUUGGUCUUGGUGCCAUUUCCGCUGCAGUAAUGUCGUCUGCAGACUCCAUUUUGCUUUCCUCGAGCUCCAUGUUUUCCAACAAUAUCUAUAAACCUGCAAGGAUGGGAAAGGCCAGUGAACGUGAACUUAUCUGGGCCAUGCGAGUAUUUAUGACUCUUAUGGCCAUUCUGACCACGGUGUUGGCCAUCGAGAUCACCAGCAUCUUUGCUCUGGCCAUUUUGUGCUCCGAUCUGGUCUACGUCAUCCUGUUCCCUCAGUUCACCUCGGUCUUGUUUGUGGACGGUGCAAACAUCUACGGAUCCAUUGCUGGGUACGUCUUGGGACUGAUCAUCCGGGUACUUAGCGGGGAACCGUUGUUAGGUCUGCGAGCAGUUCUGAGGUGGCCUUGGUAUGAAGCAGAAACGGAUUUCCAGCCGUUCCCUUAUAGGACGGGCUGUAUGCUGCUCAGCUUCUUAACCAUCCUACUCGUGUCCUACGUCACAAACGUGGCGUUUCUGACAGGAUGGCUGCCAAGGCGGUAUGACGUACUCAACGGCAUUGUGUGGUAUUCAGAGAGUAAACCGAAAGAACCCUCCGAUGAAAAUUGGUCGGCACAGAAUGAAAAGAAUGAGUUUGUUGAUUUAGAGAUUCUACCCAGACGAAAAAUGGAGGUGAACGAAGCUGAAGACGAUGGCUCAGAAGAAGUUUCCAGGUUGGAACAAGAACCGCUGACGUCAAACUGACCUUCUAUAUGGUCUGAGUAUUACAGUCAAAUGACCAUUUUAGACCACAGGUUUUUAAAAACAAGUACCAGACGCUACCACUGAACGACAAACCGCAUGCUUUGCAUUUAACGAUUAUGUUUUCACAGGGUACUGGUUUUAUUACACAAUUAAUCCAAUUUACAAAAUGCGCAUGCAUGAUAUUGUUCACAUGAAAAGUAAAUUAAUAAUAAAAGGAC
Messenger RNA from Lingula anatina, 1916 nucleotides. RefSeq names its product high-affinity choline transporter 1. Gene Ontology annotation, molecular function: choline:sodium symporter activity. The record is from RefSeq and is a predicted model, not a curated record. Gene Ontology annotation, cellular component: plasma membrane. Lineage: Eukaryota; Metazoa; Brachiopoda; Lingulata; Lingulida; Lingulidae. Gene Ontology annotation, biological process: choline transport; acetylcholine biosynthetic process; transmembrane transport.